AUGACCACUCAGCUCUGCACCCCGGCCUUCUCCACCGGCUCUGGCAGGGCCUUCUGCGGCACGGCAGGCGGCUUCUCGCGGGUGUCCUCCUUCCGCUCUGGGGGCUCCUGCAGGGUCCCGGGGCUGGCUGGUGCCGUGGGCUCCGGCUCCUCCUUCAGGUUGGGCCUCUCCGGCCCUGGGGGCUUCUUGCCUGGCUCCUGCCUGUCCACGGGGGGCCACCCCUCUGGCUUCGUCGGGAGUGGGGGCUGGCUCUGCGAGGGCUCCUUCAACAGCAACGAGAAAGAGACCAUGCAGUUCCUGAACGAACGCCUGGCCAGCUACCUGGAGAAGGUGCGCGAGCUGGAGCGGGCGAACUGCGAGCUGGAGGGCCGCAUCCGCGAGUGGUACGAGUGCCAGAGCCCGUACAUCUGCCCCGACUAUCAGGGCUUCUUCAGGACUGUGGAGGAGCUCCAGCAGAAGAUCCUGCUGACAAAGUCUGAGAACGCCAGGCUGGUCCUGCAGAUAGACAACGCCAAGCUGGCUGCGGAUGACUUCCGGACCAAGUACGACACGGAGCUGUCCCUGCGGCAGCUGGUGGAGGCCGACAUCAACGGCCUGCGCCGGAUCCUGGACGAGCUGACCCUGUGCAGGGCCGACCUGGAGGCGCAGGUGGAGUCGCUGAAGGAGGAGCUGCUCUGCCUCAAGAGGAACCACGAGGAGGAGGUCAAUGCUCUCCGUGGUCAACUUGGGGACCGACUGAAUGUGGAGGUGGACGCCGCCCCGCCGGUGGACCUUAACAAGAUUCUAGAUGACGUGCGGUGCCAGUAUGAGGCACUGGUGGAGAAUAACCGCAGGGACGUGGAGACCUGGUUCAACGCCCAGACCGAGGAGCUGAACCAGCAGGUGGUGUCGAGCUCGGAGCAGCUGCAGAGCUGCCAGGCAGAGAUCAUCGAGCUGAGACGCACGGUCAAUGCCCUGGAGAUCGAGCUUCAGGCCCAGCACAGCAUGAGGAACUCCCUGGAGUCCACCCUGGCCGAGACCGAGGCCCGCUAUGGCUCCCAGCUGUCCCAGAUGCAGGGCCUGAUUGGCAAUGUGGAGGCCCAGCUGGCUGAGAUCCGCUGCGACCUGGAGCGGCAGAACCAGGAGUACCAGGUGCUGCUGGACACCAAGGCGCGGCUGGAGCAGGAGAUUGCCACCUACCGCUGCCUGCUGGACAGUGGGGACAGCAAGCUCCCUGCCCACCCUUGCUCAAUGGAGUGCAAGCCUGCUGUGCGGGGUCCCUGCAUCCUCCCCGGGCCCUGCACCCCAGCCGCACCCUGCGUGGCAGCCCCCCAGGUCAGCACCCAGAUCCGCACCAUCACAGAAGAGAUCAGAGAUGGGAAGGUCGUCUCCUCCAGGGAGCAUGUGGUGCCCUGCCCGCUGUGA
Molecule: messenger RNA, 1404 nt
Organism: Octodon degus (degu)
Lineage: Eukaryota; Metazoa; Chordata; Mammalia; Rodentia; Octodontidae
Gene: Krt36
Product: keratin 36
Exons: 7
Coding region: 1-1404 (467 amino acids)
Molecular function (GO): structural molecule activity
Source: RefSeq, a predicted model, not a curated record